AUGAAAGCCAUCAGCAAAUUUCGAGGAUGCAUUCGACAAGUCGAGCGCCUCAAUCCAAGCGGUGCUUCUGAACUUGAUAUUAAUAAAUGUGUUAGGAUCAUAUUUGCAGAAGAUCCAGAAGAGAAAAGAGGAUUUCUAUUUGAUCAUGAUCUGAUUCAAGCUCCUGUCAUCGACUUAAAUGAAGGCAAUGAGGGAUAUACUCCUAAUGACGAUGAUCAUUCACCAAUCGACAUUUCAACUAGUCAACCUAUUCGAAGGAAGAAAGAGAAGUUGAGAAGACUGCAAGAAAUUGAAAAGAACCUUAACUUUGAAGCUUUUGCUAAAGGAAACCAAGAAAUCUUAGAAGUUUUAAAAAGAGGUCAAGAACAACGAGAAAAUGAAAGAAUAACGAUGAACCAGGCUAUGAUGUUAAAGGCUGAAAAUGAUAAGAAAAAGUUAGAUCUUCAGCAAGAAUGA
Molecule: messenger RNA, 456 nt
Organism: Asparagus officinalis (garden asparagus)
Lineage: Eukaryota; Viridiplantae; Streptophyta; Magnoliopsida; Asparagales; Asparagaceae
Exons: 3
Coding region: 1-456 (151 amino acids)
Source: RefSeq, a predicted model, not a curated record